Manduca sexta (tobacco hornworm) is the source of this 2590-nucleotide messenger RNA. RefSeq names its product derlin-1 (gene Der-1). The record is from RefSeq and is a predicted model, not a curated record. Gene Ontology annotation, cellular component: Hrd1p ubiquitin ligase ERAD-L complex; endoplasmic reticulum membrane. Gene Ontology annotation, molecular function: misfolded protein binding; ubiquitin-specific protease binding. The transcript is spliced from 5 exons. Gene Ontology annotation, biological process: endoplasmic reticulum unfolded protein response. The coding region runs from base 241 to 993 and encodes 250 amino acids. NCBI's taxonomy places the organism in Eukaryota, Metazoa, Arthropoda, Insecta, Lepidoptera, Sphingidae.
AUGUCAAAAACAGCUAAUCAUUUCCCCGAUCCUCUGACCCCAUUGAAUUUUCUGGACAAAUUCGUUUCGUACACGUGUACUUGCAUUUAUUUAUGUUUUAUUUCAUCAUCGGUGUGUAUUUUGUGGUCACUGAUCGUUGAGAAAAUAUUUCAAGUUACUGUGUUCCCAAAAUUUUGUUUCAAAGUGUUAAGACUGUGAAAUCUUAUUUGCCGUGUUUACAUUGUUUAAAAGGACACAAAAAUGUCUGAAUUUAGAGACUGGUACAAUAGCGUGCCGUUUUUCACUCGGCAUUGGUUGACUUACACGAUAGUUCUCAGUUUGUUGGGAAAAUUUGGCAUCAUUAGUUAUUAUUAUCUGUUACUCGAUUUCGAACGCUUCGCAUAUAAUUUCCAGAUAUGGAGGCCAGCAACAGCGUUAUUCUUCUACCCAAUUACACCUGGUACAGGAUUACAUUUUUUGAUAAACUGUUAUUUCCUGUACAACUAUUCACAAAGGUUAGAGACAAGUAUAUUUGCGGGCAAGCCUGCAGACUACUUCUACAUGCUGCUGUUUAACUGGGUGUGCUGUGUAAUCAUUGGAUUUGUUGUUGAGUUGAGAUUUUUGAUGGACGCAAUGGUGCUGUCCGUACUGUAUGUGUGGUGCCAGCUCAACAAGGAUGUCAUUGUGUCAUUUUGGUUUGGCACAAGGUUCAAAGCUAUGUACCUUCCGUGGGUACUGCUCGCGUUCAACCUCAUCAUUAGUGGGAGUGUAAUGAUGGAGCUGUUGGGCAUCCUCAUUGGGCACCUUGCAUUCUUCCUGCUAUUCAAAUACCCACAAGAGUUCGGCGGCCCGGCUCUCCUGACACCACCUGCCUUCUUGAAGCAGAUAUUCCCGGACACGCGGUACAUGGGUGGGUUUGGAUCGGCGCCACAAGAGCGGGCACCCACGCGCCCCGCGGGCAACGUGUUCGGUGGCCAUAACUGGGGACGCGGUCAGACGCUAGGAGGAAACUGAACUGUGUUGUAAAGCGCUAGGGAUCCAUUUAGAUUGUAUAAUGAUUUGUGAUGAACUGUUUGAUACUACCGUUUUGGAUGGGUUUGAGACAUUUGUUGGUGGACUUAUUAAAAGUGUUACAUUGUUUUGAAAGAGGGAUUUUUUUACGAUAUUUAUAUCACUAUUGAUAUCCAAAGCAUUUCAAGGGUUGCCAGUUAAUAUAUCCUGGAUUUGUCAUACUUCAAAAAUUGAUCUCUGUAAUAUUUUUCGAUAUCAUUUCUAUUUGGAAACAACUUUCAAAAUUAGCAAUGAUAAAGUCACAAUCUAAAAAUUUAAAGAUAUGUCCAAUAAAAUGGGCCAUUGUGUAUGUGUUUCAAGCUAUAGAACACUGCUUAUAGAUACUAAGAAAUAUAUUUUUUAUUCUUAUCUGUUUAUCUUUAAAUUAGUUUUUUCAUGGCAACAAUCAACUCACUAAAUUGUUGUAACUUCACUUUUUUUUAAUAACAAGAGACUCCUUAAAAAUAUUUCUUGGCAAUUUCAAUAAAUUAACCUAAGCACCAUCUUUGAAUUGACAGUGAAAAUGGACCGAGCAAAAUAAAGUUUAUAUGACAUUACAAACAACUUAUUUUAAUUCGUUUAUUAUUACCAUUCUUCAGAAGGUAUAAGGAUCGUUUAUUGAUUCCGCCUUCAGGUAUAAAAGUAUAAAAAAUUGGAGCAGGAUUCCUUCAGUUCAAAUAUGCUAUAAGCAGUUCAUAACAUGAAAGCAAUUUAAAGGCUUAGGUAUUUUUAUAACAAGAGGCAAAGUGGAGACUAUUUUUUAUUUUAUUCGAAUUACUUGCGAUAACUAUGAAAUAUUAAAUAACAUACUAAGGUAUAAUAUUUUUGUACCUUAUGGCAUUUGUUUUUAGCCUUUGGUGAGUGUUUUCAGGUUACUUUAGGCUAUUUUUUUUUUAAUAAUGGCCAUUGCAGCUUCGUUAUCGAUCCUGAGGCAGUACUAAUUGCAAAAGUUGAAUCUUAUUGUGUACACAACAAAGGUUAGGUUGGACUAAUGGUACAGAGAAUCUUACAUUAUUCUAAUUACUAAUACUUAAUUGGUAAUUAAAUUAAAGCCAUAUUGGAAAUAUCCAAGCUUUAAUAACAAUCAAGUCGGUCUAUAAGUUAAUACCAAUUUCAUCUCUAUUAAUGCCAAAUUGGCCAUAACAAUAUUAUUAAUUACAUAUUUUAGUGCGAAAAAUACCUAAAAGUGAAAAAAUUAAUCCGAUCUGACAUUUGAUCAAAUGAGUUUAACUAUGAUUGUAUCAUUUUUUUGUAGCCAUUGUUUAAUUGUUCUUGUAUGGUCGGUUGCAAUAAUUGAUUUCAGAUAUCUUUAGAUUUACGUCGCUGGAUGGGGGCUAUUUGCAAUAGGUGGAUCAGGAAAUCUUUGGGGGAAGCCCAUGUUCAGCAGUAGACAUCCUGUGGCUGAUGAUCUUUAGAUUAAUCCGAAGAUUGAACCAUUCAAAAUGAGUUAUUCAAAAUAUAUUUUUGUUAUCUGGGAUCGUUUAUUGUAAUCGACCGAUAAACGGCAAUCGAAUAACGUUUGUUUUAAUACAGAAAAUAAAUUUAUUAAAUGCGUUAUAAA